CAGUGUUCCGUCCACCACCGUCGACGUAGGACUUACGGCCGUGCUCGUCCUCCUCCUCCACCUCUUGAGUAUUCCUGGCGGGCAGCGAUGGGCAAGCAAAAGAAACGCAACGCCUUCUUCUACUUCAUGGUGGCCAAGAAACCCGAGGUGGAGAAGCGGCUCAAGAGAAAAGUGGAGAUGUCCGAGAUGGCCAAGCUGGUGACGGCGGAGUGGCAGGCACUCCCAGAGGAACAGUGGAAGAAGUACCAGCUGAUGACCGGAGAAAGCAGGGAGAGGCUGGACUGCCGAGGGGUGCCGCUGCGGUGCCUGGACGAGGCGGCCCAAGAGAAAAAGCACCAGGCCGAGGAGAUGAAGAGAGACAUUGCCGAUUUGGUGGACAUGUACCGGAUGGGCAAUGCGCUGCACCAGGCCAGCUUCAUCUUAGUCAGCACAAGCUAUUAUGCCCACACUGACCACGGCCACUAUGUCCCCGCUGAGCUGAGUCUGCUGCGCUUCAGCCUAAGGAACGGAAUCAUGAAGGAGUUUCACUGUAUUGUUGCACCCAUCAUCCCCCUCUCCUAUGCUGCCUCGGCAAGGAAGCACUCGCUGGAGACUCACAAACUGCUGAGUGACUCGGAGGGCUAUGGGAACAGCCUUGAGGAAACUGCUAAGAAUCUGAAGCAGUUUUUGUCCAAGGACUGGGAUGAGGACGUCCCUGUCUACACCCUGCACCGCAACAUGGAACAAGCCCAGCAGAUGUUGAAGACUGUGACAGGUGCAAACGUCAAGAUCUUCUCCCUGGACCUGCUCUACCGGUUGAUCUACUCUGCGGCAAUGAGUGACAUCCCCCUGUCUGUGGCCACUGACAUGCUGGAAGAGUGUGGCCUUGACUACUUCCCUAACAUAGCCUGCUCGGUGCACAACACCGCGCUGAAGGACGGGGCUCGCUUCUGCACCCUGUCGCAUGUGCGGCGCUGGGUCUACUUCAUGUGUCAGAACCUGGACCUCAAGAAGCUGUUUGGGGUGGAGCCUCAGAAGGGGAAGCACUACCCGGUUGACGAGCUGUGGGUGGGCACGUCCGACAGCCUCUCCAGUUUGACUCUUGAGGACUCGGACAAAGCCUGCGGUGCUGUUGGCUCAGACCCGUGGGUGCCGAUGGACGGGAAAGGUCAGGCCUUGACAACAAAACCAUGGGAGGAGGAAGACUUUCCCUCGCUUGGCUUUGAGCAGGCCAAGAAAGGGAGUGCUCGUGGGGGUAAGAAGAAGCUCUCACACCGUACCCUAGAGAUGGACUAAGGGUGCUGGCCUGCUGCUGCCGAUGCCAUUAGGGGAGUCUAAACCCUUGUACCCCCCUCAAGAUAAGCCAAGAUUGAUUUUCCUGUUGGCAUGAAAGAUUUGCAGAGGCCUCGGCUGUACCUUAAGCCAGAACAGUUUUGGUUUGUUUUAAGUUUUAUCAAGUAUUUAAUUUCCCUUCAUGUUCUUGUAAGGCAAAAAGUAAAAAUGUGUUGGCUGCUGUGAAGAUGAAAAUGAAGGCAGAUGGUUGA
Messenger RNA from Eriocheir sinensis (Chinese mitten crab), 1523 nucleotides. Its product is annotated as protein maelstrom-like. Gene Ontology annotation, cellular component: nucleus; P granule. The record is from RefSeq and is a predicted model, not a curated record. The coding region runs from base 88 to 1275 and encodes 395 amino acids. Gene Ontology annotation, biological process: spermatogenesis; negative regulation of DNA-templated transcription; regulation of miRNA-mediated gene silencing. Gene Ontology annotation, molecular function: sequence-specific DNA binding. The transcript has 9 exons. NCBI's taxonomy places the organism in Eukaryota, Metazoa, Arthropoda, Malacostraca, Decapoda, Varunidae.